GUUUUUCUCAAUUUAAACUUGUUUCCCAGUUUAAACUUAGAAACAAACAUUAAUGUUAAAUGGAGUUCUGCUAGUUGUUUGCAGAAAUCUUCAGUUAUCUGUCAUCCUGACAGCCGACAUGUUGAACAGUUCAGAAUAUGUGGAUAUGGAGUCGUUUUCCUCAGAAGAACUUUAUUACUUUUUUGGAAAUUCUGACUCAGUGACACAUUUAACAAAUCAGACUUUUAACACAGAUUCCCUAACACAACAGUAUGCAGGUCAGUGAUUCAUAACUAGAUUUGUAAAUAAAUCAUUGUACAGAAAUAAUCUAAUUUAUGUUUUAAUUGGAGGUCUGAUGGGAAGAACAAUCCCAAGAACAAAACUCAGAUAAGCAGACAGGAAUGCUGGAGCCUGCAGCUAGUUUCCUCUGCCACGUGGAGGAAUUUCCCCAAGCAGGAAGGAAAGGGAAGAGUCUAAAUAAGGGCAUGGGGCAGAGUCAAGGGCUGGGAAUGCUCUGCGUCAGAAGUGGGAUAGGCUGUUGACCUGCCUAUAAAAGCUGCUGACGGUGGAAGAGCUAAGACAUUGAACCACUGAGCUAUACUCUGAACAGACUGAACCAGAUCCAGAAUUAUGCUGUUACAGCCAGUCUGGAGCUUCCUGCUAGGACACUCGUCUCUCCUGCACUCCCCCUUCUUCCCGGUCUUCUUCUCCCUGACUGUGUACCUGAUCUUCUGCCUGCCAUUCCUGCUGCUGGACCUGCUCUCCUCCAGGUGGAGCUUGGUGCACAAGUACAAGUUACAGCCUCAGAGCUCCAUCAACUGGACCACAGCGCAAAGCUGCCUGGCUCUGACCCUCUAUAACCACCUGAUCUUCAUCUUCCCCCUCACUGUGCUCAACUGGUACCUCCGACCAGUGCUGUUGCCCCAGGAGGCUCCACCCCUACCUCAAAUGGUAGCUCAGGUCCUGGCCUGCCUGCUCCUUUUUGACUUUCAGAGCUUCAUCUGGCACCUGCUCCACCACAAGGUGCCCUGGUUAUAUCGCACCUUUCACAAGCUGCACCACACCUACACCUCCACCUCGGCACUGACUGCAGAGUACUCCGGGGUCUGGGAGACACUGAGUUUGGGCCUGUUUGCUGCUGCCAACCCUUUGUUGCUGGGCUGCCAUCCCCUCACAGAGAUGCUCUUCUUCAUUGUGAACAUUUGGCUGUCGGUGGAGGACCACUGUGGUUAUGAUUUGCCCUGGGCUACACACCGUUUGAUCCCUUUCGGCCUGUAUGGUGGUGCACGCCACCAUGACCUCCACCACAUCAAGUCGAAAUGCAACUAUGCACCUUACUUCACACAUUGGGACCGUUUGACUGGGACACUGUACACAUAGGACAGAGCUGUGGGGACGAAGUGUUCCUGAAUGCAACUCAGCUUAGACUGCUGCAAGAUGUCCAGACACAGAUAUUCAUGAAGUGAUAAAGACUGUAAACUGAUGGGCCAGUACAGAAGCUCUCUUUUUUUUAGCUGCAAUACUUAUAUUUAUUGAUGUAUUUAUUACCAGUCAAAGCUUAGAGCCGGACUUAAAGCUUCCAGUAGUAUGUGGAAAGUCUGUCAGUCUUCAUAUGGAGCUGCUUCAGGACCCACAAUCGGAGUGAAGUUCUGAUCCAGGUUCUGUUUCUUUAAAGACUUUUGUUUUAGUUUAAAGUUGAUCUUGAAACAGUCAGAAAUUUUUUUAUAUUGAACAGUUUAACCUGCACAGUUUGUGUAGUUUUAUACACACCUCCUUGUCCCUAGAGGAAAGUGAAAGGAAUAUGAACAGAGAGCAAGAAUAAGCUGAGUGGGAAGCUGCUGGGCAGGAAGAGGAAGGAGAUGACAAAACAUGAUAACUUAAGCGGAGGAGGAUGAGGAAUAUUAUAUAAGAAUUUAUUGGACGGAAAUAGUUUUUGAAGGAAAUUGUGAAAUCUACUGUGAAAAAUGUAAAAGUAAUAAUGCACUGAGAAAAGAAAUCAAAUAAAUAUUUCAAUAUUUCAAGGAGUAACAAUUCCUGUUGUAAACUGUUUUUUCUAUGUUUGUUCUUAAAGCUACCACUUCCUUUUCUACAUUAAUGUAUUACUUGACCAGCUAGUUUUCCAGAAGGGGAAAACAUUCUGGAAGAUUUAUUCCGAUUCUGCUUACUGAAUCUCUUUGACAGCUACUGAUCAUAUUACUGACCAAUUGUAGCUAAGUACGUGCUAUUGAUCACUUAAUUCAGAUCAGAUGUUGUUGAUCACAUUGUUAGUAAUAUGUUAAUGAUCUCAUGUUUCAUUCCAGAUCCAGAUGUCAGACCUGAGUAAACUGUGCAGAUGAUUCACCGAGUUCUGAACAUCCUCCCUACCAUCACCCCCACUCUACCCUUGUCUCUUCAGAGAGAUUGGAUCAAAAUUGGGAUAAGGAACUAUUUUAUAGUUGUUCCUUUGGAACAUAUGAUCCAUUAAAGUAGGUCUGUAAUUUUUAUUAAGUAAAAUGUUUUUUUUACGUAUUUGUUGAAACAGUGACUAUGUUAUGACAGUAUGAUAGCAUACAGAUAAUCUGUGAAAAAACCAAGCUCCUCUGCCUUCUCCCAGUGCUCCCAGUACUAACUACAGAAAUACAUAGCUCAGUUAGAAACAACCAAUCAGAGCCAGGAGAAGGGAUUUAGCAUUGUCAGUCACCUUUGUGUGUAUGCUGUUCAUAUUGUCCCCCUUUCUCUCUACUAUGCUACAGCUGGUUCAUCACAGCAGAGUCUGCCAGGAUUGCUCAGGCUAGUUAGCAUCACCACCAAUGACAGCAAUUUUCCUGUGAAAAAACUCUGCCAAUAGUACCUUUAGCCGUGCAUAUACAAGUCCUGGCUCUGAUUGGGUAUUUUUGGUCGGGAGCAAUGCAUUUCUUUAGACAGGAAUUAGCUCAGGGAGGAGGUGGAGGAGAUCCAUCUUUUCACAGAGUAUGUGUUUCAUGUUAUACUGUCAGGAGAUAGUGACAGUUUUAGCAAAUAU
Poecilia latipinna (sailfin molly) is the source of this 2980-nucleotide messenger RNA. It is a transcript of the gene ch25h, whose product is annotated as cholesterol 25-hydroxylase. The transcript is spliced from 4 exons. The coding region runs from base 610 to 1359 and encodes 249 amino acids. Gene Ontology annotation, molecular function: oxidoreductase activity; iron ion binding. Gene Ontology annotation, biological process: lipid biosynthetic process. Lineage: Eukaryota; Metazoa; Chordata; Actinopteri; Cyprinodontiformes; Poeciliidae. The record is from RefSeq and is a predicted model, not a curated record.